Messenger RNA from Brassica rapa (field mustard), 1647 nucleotides. RefSeq names its product probable FBD-associated F-box protein At1g32375. Lineage: Eukaryota; Viridiplantae; Streptophyta; Magnoliopsida; Brassicales; Brassicaceae. The record is from RefSeq and is a predicted model, not a curated record.
UCUAGAUCUGUAACCGGAUAAAAUCUAUUCUGAUCCAAACAUGGCUGAACCGGCUUUCGGGUGCUAAUGCAGCCUUGAUGGUAUAUGUUGCAAAUCGAUCGAGUAGGGAUGUUCCGACUCAGCUAGAUCCAAAACCCGCAAUUCUAUAGAUAUUUAAGUAUUUAAGAUAAGUCUAAUACGAUCCAAAAAUAUUUAGCACAUCUAUCGUAUUAAUUUAUAAUUACUAAAAAGAAUUAGUAUUUGACGUGUUUAUUAUAAAAAUUGCCAUUGAAAUUAACUUAUUUCUUAGUGUCUUCAUUAGAGUUACUUCCUUCAUAUAUGUUACAUAUAUAAUAAGCUAUGAUUUCAGAAAUGUAUGAUGUACCUUUAUUGGAACACGUAUGAUGUACCUAAUCAUAUGCAAUUAUCUUUUUUGUUUUUGUUUUUAUGCUUUUGGGAAUACCCAAAAUAAUUCACCUUUAGUUGUUGAAACAUAUGUAGGGUAUACUUACAUAAAACAUUAUCUUUUUUUUUUGUCACAUAAAACAUUAUCUUUAUUUGUGGCUUAUAUUGGAGUAUGGACUAGAACUGUAUCUAGACGACUAGAUGCGCCAGGUGCGUAAGCUGGUCAUCGAGAUUGAUAGAUAUUUUUGUACAGUUCCAGCCGUCCUUCCAAGAGUUUGUACACGUUAUCCAAAAUGCUUGUGACGUUGUUACUUUACAACGUGGUUCUCGUUGAUGUUUCUUCACCAGUGUCUUUCCCAUGUCUCAAGGAAUUGAGACUUGUAAACAUCAAAUUCCCAGGUGAUGAUGAAUCUGUCAGCAGGCUUCUAUCUAAUGAUGACAAUGUUACCAUUUUCACCGUGAGAGUGCCUUCUCUAAAGAAUUUACAUCUGUGCGAUUCAGCUUUCAAAGAAUGAUGAAUGUGAUAGAUGCUCCUUCUUUGGAGACAUUGGCUUUUCAAAAUUGUACUGCUGGGUUUUGUGUCCUUGAGAACGAAAUGCCUAACAUUGUAAAGGCACAUACUGACCUUUUGUAUAGUCAUUCAUGGAAGAUUCUGGGUUCUAUAACUGCAGUCAAGGUUCUACGUUUAUGUUUAUCAUCCUCAGAGGAUUCAUAUCCUAGUAGUUGUGUCUUCCGCCGUCUUGUAGAUUUUACCCCAUGCAGAUGUGACAAGCAGUGGUUGAACCUACUCAUGCGUGUGCUUAGACAUUCACCCAAAUUACGUACUCUAAAACUUGACCAUUACCAUGGCGCUCAGGCUAAUCAACCGAGCCCAUGUUGGAGUGAACCGAGCUUAGUUCCCGAAUGUUUGUUAUCGAGUCUUGAAACUCUCGAAUGGGAAGAUUAUGAAGGAACAAAAAACGAGAAAGAAGUGGUGAAAUUUAUCUUAUGAAACGGUAGCUGUUUGGAAAAGGUGACUAUCUCCUCUAAACCCACUGACCCCGAGGAGAAACUUGAGAUGAUUAAGGAGUUGGCAUCGUCGUUCAGGCGUUCACCUAUAUGCCAGCUUGUAUUCAACUGAAGCUAUAGUCAGACAUGUCAACUAACAUCGUGUUUUGCCUGAAUCUUAGAUAAGCUAUUAUAACGUUUUUAUGUUUUUCUUUUGUUCUUCCAACUUUAGCUCUUUGAGUUUCAUAUUUUCUUUUCUUUAAGGGUUUUUAGUAA